AUGGGUGAACUGUUCGCUUUUCAUAAGGUUGUAGGUAACCGGAUGUCCGAUGUCCAUGCCAUCUGUGAUCAGCAAGGCACUUCAUCACAGUCGGGACAGCACACGAAAUUUAACGUCCCAGAUGCUUGUGAAAGGAUAAAGGAUGAGCUAACAAAUCUCCAGCAACAAUGUCACAGUCUUAAACUUGAGUAUGAAAAAGCAAUACAGGAGAAGACGGAGUUACAGCGUCACUAUAUUUUGUAUUACGAGAUAACGUACGGACUGAAUGUUGAGAUGCACAAACAGGUAAUGUUCCGUUUCACUACCGUGUCUGAUGCUAUGGAGAUUGCUAAACGCUUGGGGGCCAUUUUGGUCCAAGUCAUUCCUUUCUUGUCACAGGAGCACCAAUCGCAAGUUGCAGCUGCUGUUGAGCGAGCUAAACAAGUGACGCCUUCAGAGUUGACAAAUCUCAUCAGCUCUCAAAUGGAUGACUUGAAAAACCAAAAAUUUCUAAAUGGCAGUUUGGGUGGCCCCUUUGACCAAAUGGACAUCUUGAAGACUAUGCAACAACAACAACUUUUACUAGCUGGAGGUUCCGCCAACUUACCUGGAGGGUUUCCUCAUGGCUUCAACUCACCAUCUUUUGGACCUCUAUCGGAUGGCACUGGUGCACUUUCAAUGUCUGGUCCAAGGACGUCAACCAGCCUGCCGGCAUCUUCGCUUAGCACUACUCCUGGUCUUAAUGCCACACCACCGUGCACAGCGAUUUCUGGGUUACCUAGUGGACUUCCAUCACUUGGAAACAGUAAUCCAAAUUUGGCGCUCCCACCGAAUCCCUUCUUGUCCCAGCUCAUGGUUCCAGCCUCAACCGCUCCUUGCACAAAUUCCUUGGGCAAUAUUCCUAACCCAUCUACCUCCGUCCCCGGUGGAUCUCCAGCCUUCCUUUCUGGACUGGCACAGUCGCAUCCAGCGGUUGCUGCUGCAAUGGCAAUUGCUGCUGGUUUCCCUCCUCCAAACGCGCCCGGAAAUCCUAAUCAACCACUGAACCCCAUGCUUAAUAGUAGUAGUCAUGUGUUCCCCUCCCAAUUGCCUGCACAUAUGAACAACAUGGCACCGUCUUUCCCAGGGUCAUCGGUCAAUGUAUCAGGCGCGCCUCUUUCUUCUCUAUCCAACUCAGCAGCCCCGCCAUCUACGCUUAUGUCAAGUCCUUAUCACGCGACUCCCGGUUCCGUUGGUCAGAGUUCCUUUUCCCCCACUUCAUCUUCCUUCACCUCACCUUCUGCCGGCUCACGAUUCCUCGGUGCACCGCCAGACGGUAUUGGUGGCCUACCUCCCUUUCCUCCGAUGAUGUCUCCUGCAGCUCUGUCGAUGAUCAUGAGCGAUAAAAGCUUGGACGAAAAGCAGCGGACCGCUGCAGCCGCAGCCAUGGCAGCGGCGAUGGCCGCCGCAGCUGCCAGUUGUUCUGCCGGUGCUUUUGGAUUACCGCCAUCAGGCACAGGAUUACCUGGUGGAUCUUCCACCGCAUCAGUGAUGGAUGCACACAGUUUGAUGGCAACUAUGGCCAGUUUUGCAGCCGCACAGUCCGCUGCUGCAGCUGCUGCCGCUGGUCUUGCCCCAGACUCCUCAACAGGAUUACCCAACUCUGCGUUAGCAAUGACAGGUCCUCAGCAUCUUUUAAGCGGGCCAAACAGUGGGCUGAGCAACAGCCUUUUACCUCCUUCAGCUACAAGUACUGCAAACAUGAUGCCAAACUUUGGUUCUCCUUUUCCAAGUUCCGUCCACGGGCUGCCGCCUCCUAAAAGCUCAACACCUCUUGCCAACUCAGGUCACCGACAGCGUCCAAGCUCCUACUCUCCCGGACCAAAUGAUUUACAUGCUCAUCAGGACGAGAAACGUCGGCGGACCGAUCGGCCCACCUCAGACGAGGCCAACAAUCACAUGUUUGGAAGUGAAGAAAAUGGCUUGGACUCAUUUUCUUCCGCAUGGAACGAUAAACUGGUCCGUGAUCGAUCGGCGACUCGAGGUAAAGCUGCGCCUGGCACCCCAGUCACUCGAUGUCACACACCAUCAGCCAAGUCAAGCGCUGCUUCCAAAACUCCCUCAAUCAAUAAUGCCCUUGAACACGGACCACGUGUUUCGGAACCUGUAACGGAAGCAGAGAGAAAAGAAUCUAAUGACAGUCCCCCAACACUAAGUGCAAACAGUCUUACAAAUGGCUCAGAAAGUCGUGGGGUAACCCCCAGUCCACAUGGGGUGAAUGAUCUUGUUCCAUCAAAAGCUAACACGUUCAUCAAAGCUCCCGCUUCUCCCUCAUCCCUCGCAAUGGGAGUGAAUAAAUUGCCAUCUAAUUCAACUGCAGACUUUGCCAACACCAGUCCAGUCUCGAAUUCACUUACCUCUGGUUUGGUUAAUCUUCCGGGCGUCAGUGCAGUCUCUUUGUCUCCACCACACCUCACUUCGGACGGCGCUACACCUUCCACCGAUGUCUACCCACUCACUCCAAACAGCCUUCCUAAUAUCCCCGGCUCGGUCCCGUUGGAUAAGAUUACGAACCCGAGUUCUCUCCCAGCAAACAAUGGUGGUCUGCUCACCACGUCACUCGCUGCAGUGACUGCAACUGGUGCGUCUAUAGGUUCUACCUUCGAUGCUGAAACAAACGGUCCAGAGUCAGGAUUUCCGAACUUAUCACGUGGACUUCAUUCGGUACCACCUCAACCACCUUUUUCCCCCUCGUCUUCAACUGCCGCAGCUGUCGCUGCUGUAGCAGCUGCUGCUGCGGCGGCUGCAGCGGCGGCAGCUGUUUCCAGUGGUUCGAUGAUGAUGCCCACUGGGCCACCAUUACCAUCAAAUUUGCCUGUUCUUCCACCAGCGACUUUCCCACCGAUGAUGUUUGAUGCUGGUUACAGCACUCCCUCUCUCUCGGGUAUCCCCAGCCUUGGAAGACCUCCCUAUUCGUUUCUCCUGUUGGACAAUCAACCCCCCACCCCGGUUCCCCUCCCACCGGAAGCAUUUUACAGCCCGGGCGUGCCUGUUCAAGCCAAGCCGAUUCACUGUUUUGACCAUGGGGACGUCGUAUGUGCAGUGACCAUCAACAACUCAACUCGUCACGUAUACACUGGGGGUAAGGGAAGUGUGAAACUGUGGGAUCUUCAUGCAGCUACUUCAUGCGCUUCCUCUCCCGGGGCAAACAGCCCGCCUGGAUCGAAUGGGUCUCUCUCGCAGCCGAAGCACUGUCUCGCCAGCCUUGACUGUCUGCAAAGAGACAAAUAUGUGCGGUCCAUCAAAUUGACACAAGAUGGGCGCACCUUGUUGGUCGGUGGUGAGUCCAGCAUUUUGAGUGUUUGGGAUCUGGGCUCUCCCAGUCCACGUCGCAAAUGUGAACUCAACUUCUCUGCUCCUGCGUGCUAUGCAUUGGCGGUGUCUCCGGAUGGCAAACUUUGUUUCAGUUGCUGCUCCAACGGUAAUAUCGGUGUCUGGGAUAUCCAUAACCGAACGCUCAUACGUCAGUAUCAGGGGCAUUCGGAAGGGGCCUCUUGUGUGGAUAUCCGGUCUGAUGGAACCAAGUUAUGGACUGGUGGUUUGGACAAAACUGUUCGAUGUUGGGACCUACGUGAGCACUGCCAAACAAAUCAGUUCGAAUUCAGUGGGCAGGUCUUUUCGUUGGGCUUUUCACCGUCUGGAGAUUGGCUUGCCGUAGGACUGGAGACGGAUCAAGUGGAAGUAUUUAGUCCCAACCAUCCAGAAAAGUAUCAGCUUACUCUACACGAGAGCUCAGUCUUAUCGCUGAAAUUCGCUCACAGUGGGCUGUGGUUUGCUUCGACUGGUAAAGAUCAUUGCUUAUACGCGUGGCGGACGCCGUACGGAGCCAAUCUGUUCCAGCUGAAGGAAAAUUCCUCGGUGUUGAGCUGCGACAUUUCCCUAGACGACAAGUUUCUAGUCAGCGGGUCAGGUGACCGAAAAGCUACAGUUUACGAAAUCGCUUACUAACUGCUCUUCAUCGAGCCAUACCCAGCGACUAUUUUUCAUUCGUUGUCAAUUCCCGUCACCGGUUUCUCUAUCUUUUCCAUUUCUAUUACUAUGCGCAUCACGAAAAACUACCUAUAUGACCAUCCCUCCCGCAUCAUUGCCACAGAACAACCCUAUUCAACUUAUGUUCCUCCGGUCACACAACUAUGUACGAAACGAACCCUCUAAUAGAGAAUCACAAUCUUUGUUCCUCGCUGAUGAUGCGUUCCUGCCGGGUUGAUCUCAUGACUACUACUUGCAUUUCGAACCGUUAGUUACCUGUUUUGACCAUUUUCCGCAUGUCGUCGAAUCUGUACAGUUGGUUUUGUCUAUCAUGAUUUACAUACCAGUGGAUUUGACAUAAAAUGUGAACAAAAACCUCUCCAUUUCAUGAGCCCCAGCAGGUGAAUCUGAUGCCCCAGCGUCUUGUUUACUUUACUGGGCUGAUUUGGCUUCACACACACACACUGCUUGCUGUUGUCAACUCCGCCCCAUUUUUUCUACAAAUUAACAGCUACUUGAACCUCUUGUACAGCUUCACAACCUUUACGUGUGUUUAUCUCGUGAAUACUCAACGUUGUCGUAAUCAGCUUCGUCUACAGCCAGCUCGGCUGGUUCCGUUUAGUUUGUUUCUUCACUGCCAGACCUAUGCUCCAGUUGGCAAGAACUAUAUUUACAGCGGAACUUAUUGUUGUGACAAUCGAACCAAUUUCAAUAAACU
This is a messenger RNA of Opisthorchis viverrini, 4705 nucleotides long. RefSeq lists its product as hypothetical. The coding region runs from base 1 to 3966 and encodes 1321 amino acids. Gene Ontology annotation, biological process: negative regulation of canonical Wnt signaling pathway; regulation of DNA-templated transcription. The transcript has 17 exons. NCBI's taxonomy places the organism in Eukaryota, Metazoa, Platyhelminthes, Trematoda, Opisthorchiida, Opisthorchiidae. Gene Ontology annotation, cellular component: transcription regulator complex; nucleus. The record is from RefSeq and is a predicted model, not a curated record. Gene Ontology annotation, molecular function: protein binding; transcription corepressor activity.